CGAGCGCGGGCAGGGCCCCUCGCACCUGCCGGGUGGAGUUCGCCUCCAGCCCGGGCCUCCGCUGCGCACGGCGGGACCGACCCCGCCCGCCGCGAGCGCCAGAGGAUGCGGGGACGCAGCGCGGACGGAGCCGCAGCGCCCGCUGCCAGCCCGCGCAACCCGCGCACCUACUACGCGCCGCCCCGCCCCGGGUCCGCCCUCCAAGGCCGCGACCAAUGAGCACGCGGCCCCGCAUCCGGGGAUCCCGGCGCGACCGCCGCCUCCCGCGCACACACGGCCAUGGCGGAGGCCUCCUCGCUGGGGAGGCAGAGUCCUCACGUGGCCUCCUGCCUCGCUCACAGCCUGUGUCCCAGGGAGCCCGGCUUGCAGACGGCAGUGGUGUCCAUGGGCUCUGCAGACCAUCAGUUCAACCUCGCAGAGAUCCUGUCACAGAACUACAGCCUCCAGGAGGAGUGCACAGAGGCCCUGCGGUGCCCUGAGAAACCCGAGGAGGAGCUGGACAGAGACUUCAUCUCCCAGAGCAGUGACAUGCCCCUGGACGAGCUGCUGGCACUCUAUGGCUACGAGGCGUCAGAUCCCAUCUCAGAGCGGGAGAGCAAGGGUGGCGACUCGGCCCCCAACCUCCCAGACAUGACUCUGGACAAGGAGCAGAUAGCGAAGGACUUGCUUUCAGGAGAAGAGGAGGAGACGCAGUCCUCAGCUGACGACCUCGCCCCCUCUGUCACUGCUCACGAGGCCUCGGUCCUCUUCCCCAACCAGAGUGGGUCUCGUUUCCUGUCUGGUGAAGGCAAAGAGCCGGGUUCCUCUGCCUCCUCUGACACUGAAGAGGAUGCUCUUCCUGCCAACAAAUGUAAGAAGGAAAUCAUGGUGGGACCUCAGUUCCAGGCCGAUCUUAGCAGUCUGCACCUGAGCCGACACGGAGAAAAGAUUCAUGAGAACGAAGACCAGCUGCUCUGGGACCCCAGUAUCCUCCCUGAGAGGGAGGUAGAGGAGUUCCUGUACCGGGCAGCAAAGCGCAGGUGGCAGGAGGUGGCCGGCUCUCAUCUCCCUCAGGGAGAGACUGUGACAGACAGCGAGCAGGCGCUGUAUGAGCUGGUGAAGUGUAAUUUCAACGUGGAGGAAGCCCUGCGGAGGUUGAGGUUCAAUGUGAAGGUGGUCCGAGAUGGACUCUGUGCCUGGAGUGAGGAGGAGUGCCGGAACUUUGAGCACGGCUUCCGUGUGCACGGGAAGAACUUCCAUCUGAUACAGGCCAACAAGGUGCGCACACGGUCGGUGGGCGAGUGUGUGGAGUACUAUUACCUGUGGAAGAAGUCGGAGCGCUAUGACUACUUUGCUCAGCAGACGCGGCUGGGCCGGAGGAAGUACGUCCCGGCUGGAACCACGGACACGGACCAGGACCUGGAAGGCAGUGAGCCCGAUGGCCCUACUCGUCCCUGCCCUGAGCAGAACGCCCUGGUGGGGGUGCGCACAGAGCCGCUGAACAUGGAUGGCAUGUCCAGGAGUCUUGGUGAGCCUGGAGUGGGCUCUGAUGGCCUUCUGUCCUUGGAGCCAGGGCCCUGCCCGCUCCCGCAGCUGGAUAAACCCCCCGCCGAGACCCUGCCCCAGCAGCCCCCAGCCCUGGCCGACCCAGCCGUGUACCCCUCUGCUGCAGCUGCUCCAGAGCCAGGCACCAGCCCAAGACUGGCUGUGGACUUCACACUGCCGGAGGAGCUGCCCCUCAUCUCCAGCCCAGUGGGUCUGAGCGAGGACCCAGAGGAGCCUGCGGCCCCAGCGCAGGUGGCCUUGUCGGUCACCGAGUUUGGACUCAUUGGCAUCGGGGACGUGAAUCCCUUUUUGGCUGGCCACUCAGCAUGCCCGGCCCCCGGGCUGCACUCGGAGCCCCUGUCACACUGCAACGUGAUGACCUGUUGAUCCCUGCGGUGGGCGGGCUCUGCCCGCAUGGGACUUGGGGCACCACCCGGCCUGCCUCGGUCUUCCUGAGCCCUCCCCAGCUUGGGCUGGGUUGUCACUUUCUCUGCUUCGGGACACGUUGGCACCAGGGUGAGGUGGCUGGGCCUUUGGCCCUCACCCCUCCACCCAGACUGGACCCUGGCCACCACUACCCAGCUCCAGACUGUGCUGCACCUUGGGAUCCAUCGGGCCUCUGGGCUCAGAGAGGGCCUGACCCUCGGGACUCAGGGCAGAGCUGGCCUCCUGGCCCCUUGUAGCCAGCAGAAGCAAGGGCAGACACCACUGCCCACGGGGAGGUGGGCAGGACACACCGCCCACACCAGCAGCAGCCUCCUCCUGGGCGCCUCCGCACCGUCUGGCUCUGUCCAUUGCCUUGGGCAGGGCUGCAGGCUGCCCCGCUGGGUUCGUGCCAGCUCUGCUCAGUGCCGGAUCUUGGGGUGCAGAGCCAUAUACCUCGCUGUCUGUCCGGCCUCCCUGCCCUUGGCCCCACCCACGUCUCCACUUCAGGAAAAGCCGCACUUUAUGCCCACCCGCCUCCUGCCUUUUCACCCAUCCUGACCCCGAGCGACUGGCGGGGUCCUCAGCAAGCCCUGGGGUGGGGAGGGUCUGAGGAGAUAGGUGGCCCACGUGCCCUUGCUGCCCCUUCCCCUCAGCACCAAAGCCGGGUGUUCCCGAAGUGCUGCUGUCACCUGCAGAGGCCGGACUCCAGCGCACUCACCGCCUGCAGUUCUCUGUCGAGGCGUCCAGCAGGUGGCUGGGGACCCCUCUUCUUCCCAGCCUCCUUCCUCUAUUUAUGUUGGUGUUUACAAGUCAGAGUGGGUCCUCCGGCCAGCUCACCUGGAACCGUGCGGCAGGGUCUUGCGGGCUCUCUACAGCCGCACGUGGCCACCUCGCCCAGCAGGGACCACACUGUGCGGUGAAGCUGCCUUCGCCCUUCGCUGUUUUAUUUAUUAAAUAUGAUUUGAAUCCCA
Molecule: messenger RNA, 2921 nt
Organism: Sciurus carolinensis (gray squirrel)
Lineage: Eukaryota; Metazoa; Chordata; Mammalia; Rodentia; Sciuridae
Gene: Mier2
Product: MIER family member 2
Exons: 14
Coding region: 280-1911 (543 amino acids)
Biological process (GO): negative regulation of transcription by RNA polymerase II
Cellular component (GO): nucleoplasm
Molecular function (GO): histone deacetylase binding; transcription corepressor activity
Source: RefSeq, a predicted model, not a curated record